AUGGCUGUACGUCAUGGUCUCCAGCGAGCUCGGGUUCGACAAAUACUACGUGGUGUUCUUCCUGGGCGAGGGCGCGAUCAUGCUCUCGGGCCUCGGCUACAACGGCCGCGACGCCAACGGCCACGUCCUCUGGGAUCGGCUCCUGAUGCUCCGGCUGAUUCCCUUCAAGCUGGCCCAGGACCCCUCCACCCUCGCCGCCAACUGGAACAUCGUGUCCGCCAACUGGCUCAAGCGAUAUGUGUAUGUGCGGUUGCUGCCGGCGCGCACCAACGUGGUGGCGGACAAGGCCGGAGCCCCGCUGCCGCCGGCCAAGCCGGUCGGGUUCGUGCGCCAGAUCGUGCCCUUCUUCGCCACCUUCUUCGUGUCCGCCAUCUGGCACGGAUUCUACGCGGGCUACUACCUCUUCUUCCUCUCCCUCGCCGUCUUUGGAGCCAUCGGUCGCCUGAACCGGAUGUACAUUCGGCCCUACUUCAUGGCCCCGGACGGGCGAACGGGCGCCUACCCCCGGAAGUACUUCUACGACGGCGCGUCGCUAUUCUGUAUGCUCGUGGGCCUCAGCUACCACGUCAUCAUCUUCCGCACCUUCACCUUCGACAACGCCAUGAAGGUGUGGUCGGCCUUCUACUUCAUGCCCCACUUCCUGGGCGUCGCCGCCAUCCUCUUCUACGCCGUCGCCCUGCCCACCGGCCUCCUGCGCCGACAAAAGAGACCAUCAUCAUCUUCAUCACCACCCUCAUCAUCUUCAUCACCAGCCAAGAAGAUCAGCUAGUUCGAACGAACACCACUACCCUUACUACCCUCCACACAUCAAACAUUUUCACGGUACAACAAUACACCAAACAUUUUUUUAAUAUAUUGGGAUGUAAAUGUAGUGUUGAUGUUAAUGUUAACGACUUAUAG
Molecule: messenger RNA, 900 nt
Organism: Acanthamoeba castellanii str. Neff
Lineage: Eukaryota; Discosea; Longamoebia; Acanthamoebidae
Exons: 6
Coding region: 1-900 (299 amino acids)
Source: RefSeq, a predicted model, not a curated record